UUGGUAGGUGGCGUGUAUGUGCUAUGUGUAGUUUUUGGUUGCGUUGUUGUGCGAACUCUGUGUUGAGCAGCGGCGGAAGAGAGAGGUAAUAACAGAGGUGCAUAUCUCUAGUAAAAAUUUGGGAUGGUGUUCGGGUGAUGUAACAUGUUAGAAACGUAAAUAUUAAGCAUAUAUAACCGAAAGGCCCAAGUGCUGCUGUGGAACCAUAUGGGUUUGGUAGAAUGACGUUAUGGCUGCGAUCAUGUGUUUUGGCUUCAGGCAGUGGACAAACAGCCAAGAUGGAGCUGGAGGAGGUGCAGGACAAACGCUCCCUAUCUGAAUGCGAUAAGAGGAAGAAGGCAAUGCAACCUGAGAACAGCAGCGUUGUUCAAGAUGAUAAUGGAAAGGAAGCAGGAGAAAUUCAUUCUGAUGGAGAAUUUCAGGGAUGUGGCAGCAACGAUUCAUUUCUAGAUUCCAUCUUUGAAGAGGCGAUGGAUCGACUUUUGGACCUAGAUGAGAAUGAAGACCUUCCUUAUCUGACGGAACCUUCAGAGGCUAUGGAGGGGGAUGAAUCCCCUCCCAAUGGAACAGAAGUUACAGAAACUAGAAGGGGAGAUGACUUCACUCCCAACAGGACAGAAGUUACAGAGACUAUAGAGGAGGAUGAAUACCCUCCAGAUGGGACAGAAGUUACAGAGACUAGAGGGGGAGAUGACUCUCCUCCAAUUAUGACACGGCUCAGGGUAAGGGGCAUCUCCUCUCGCCCUAAGAUAGAAGCUUCAGAGUCAAGUGAGGAAGAUGGAGAAGACCUUCCCCCUGAUACAGAAGUCAUCGAGAGCAGGGCUUCAAAAAUAACAAAACUCAUCUCUAGCCCCAAAGCAGCACCGCAAAGGAAGGCCAGGCCUCCAUCCUCUCCCCCCUGGACACCCAGCCCUGCCAAAUCCAAAAACAGAGCUCAUGCAGCCACACCUCUUUUCAGUGGGUCAGAGAGGAAGUGGAGGACUGAGGAUGAACCAGACCAAGAGCAUAAACUGUUACCUUUUGAACCAGCUAGGACUCCUGGACCCCAGCUAGACACUUCAAAGAACUACACUGUUCUAGAGCUCUUCCAGCUCUUCUUCAGUAAUGACAUUGUUGAUACUCUCUGCUCAAACACCAACAAGAAUGCCAAGAGAAGACAAGAACAUGGAAUCAAAGAACCAUGGAAACCUGUAUCUGUGGAGGAAAUGUACAAAUACCUCAGCAUUGUAAUCUAUAUGGGUCUGCUGAAUGUGCACACUGUAUCAGACUACUGGAAUCGAAACAGAAUAUAUUGUCUUCCUUUUUGUUGUACAGUCAUGACUAUGACAAGAUUUCGGGCAAUCACCUAUUCACUGCACAUGAGUGACCCAGCAGAGGAUGAGGAAAACGACAAGAAGAAGGGGACUGCAGGGUAUGAUCGGCUCAUGAGAAUCAAACCUCUCAAAGACCAGAUUUUGGAUGCAUGCAGGGCCUUCUACCACCCAUUCCAGAAUCUUUCCAUUGAUGAGCGCAUGGUGCACUCCAAGGCCCGCCACAGCCUCAAACAAUACAUUAAAUCCAAGCCCUACAGGUAUGGAUUCAAGCUGUAUGUUUUAGCAGAUUCAAGAAAUGGCUACACCUGCGACUUCAAUGUCUUUAUGACCAAAAACCCAUCUGCUUCAGGCAAAGGGGAGAGCUAUGAUGUUGCCAUGAACCUGUUGAAGGUGCCUUACUUGGGCACAGGAUACCACAUUUAUGUUGAUAAUUAUUUCACCAGCACAACUUUCUUCCGUGACCUGUACAAAAAGAAAUUGGGAGCAUGUGGAACCAUACGUGAAAUCCGUGUGGGCAUCCGAGAGAACAGCAUGCCUGCUCGAGCAGAGAAAGGAACCAUCCGCUGGCUCCGUGAUGGGGAGCUGCUCUUCACCAAGUGGAUGGGCGCACAACCAGUCACCAUGUGUACCACUAUUCAUAAGGCAUUUGCAGGGGAGCAGGUCAAAAUCAGGAAACAGAGCAAAAAUGGAUCCUGGACAACACAGUGCAUACCCGUCCCAGAGGCAAUCAAGCCGUACAACAAGUAUAUGGGGGGUGUGGACCUGUCUGAUGCCCUUAUCAAAUGCUAUAGUGUGGCCCACAAAACCAUGAAGUGGUACAAGACCUUCUUCUUCCACUUUGUAGACAUUGCUGUGGUGAACAGCUUCCUCCUGCAGAAGGACAUGGCCCAGAUGAAGAAGAAAAAGCCAAUGACCCACAAGCAGUUCAGGGAGCAGCUGUGCCUGCAGCUUGCUGACAUUGGUAAGCAGGAGGAGGCUGAAGAAGAGUCUUCGGAGGAGGAGGAGGAGGAAGAAGAAGAACAACCAGAAGAAGAGAAGGAAUUGGUGGAAGUGAAGCGACCAUGCUACCCUGUACCCAUAAUUGAUCCUACCACUGUUGACACCUCUCAAAGAAAAUCUAGUGGCAGGAAAAAAUGUUGUCUGUGCAAGGAAAGCCAGACCAACUGGCAGUGUGAGUCCUGUCAGGUAGCACUCUGUAUGAUACCAGACAGAAACUGCUUCAGAGUUUGGCACAUGAAUAAAAAGGAUCUCGUAGCAGAAGUUUUCAAGAGGCAUAUAAAGUACAACCCAUACCCUACCCAUCCUUGGAUGGAAUAUGGGGGGGGGAAAAUUGAGUUUAAGUCUCAAAAACAGGCGCAGAGUUUCAUUAAACGUCAUUUUGGCUUGAGGAACAACAGGAAGUAAAACUAUUUUGCUGUCCUGUGCACACUAAUGAUCCUACCACUAUUGACAUCUCUCAAAGAGAAACCGUGGGCAGGAAGAACUAUUGUCUGUGCAAGACCAACUGGCACUGUGAGACCUGUCAGGCGCCGCUCUGUAUGAUAGAAGACAGGCACUGCUUCCGGUUCUGAGUGUGGCAUACGGAUCAAUAGAAUGUCUCUGGCACAACUUUUCAGUUGCAUUGAUAAUACCAGUGGUCUCAAGUGGGAUGAUGAUUAUGGUAAUGAUUAUUAUUAUUAUGGUUAGGCCUAUUAUUUGUAUUGUUUUAUUAUUUUAGUUUAUUCUAUUAAUAUUUGUGCCCAUGAAUGAUCCCAGCACUCUUAAAAUCUCUCAGAUGUACUGUACACAUGAAGUGUCAUUUGUGCAAUGAUUAUUUAGAUGAUUUUGCAGAGUUAGUCUUGCCAGAAACUGCUUAAAAAUAUGGAAUGUGAUUAAAGACAAUGAACAGAC
Messenger RNA from Salvelinus namaycush (lake trout), 3203 nucleotides. RefSeq names its product piggyBac transposable element-derived protein 4-like. NCBI's taxonomy places the organism in Eukaryota, Metazoa, Chordata, Actinopteri, Salmoniformes, Salmonidae. Bases 222 to 2717 code for a protein of 831 amino acids. The transcript has 3 exons. The record is from RefSeq and is a predicted model, not a curated record.